Messenger RNA from Macrosiphum euphorbiae (potato aphid), 561 nucleotides. The record is from the annotation of a GenBank genome assembly. NCBI's taxonomy places the organism in Eukaryota, Metazoa, Arthropoda, Insecta, Hemiptera, Aphididae.
AUGCAAUCACAACAAUUAACCUCUCCAUUUUUACCUGUCAUUCGCCAUAUAUUUUAUCUCCCUGUAGGAGCCACUCCAAAUCGCGUUAGAAGAGAAGCUAGAGGAUAUGUCAGCCAGACGAGUUCCGUGACGGAAGCUGCAAGCGACGAAGUCGACUUGGAAAUGGAACCAGAGCGAGUGACUACGUUAACCGACGUACACAAAAAUGCUAUUCGAGCCAUUAGAAAGAUCAAAUAUUUUGUAGCCAGAAGAAAAUUUCAACAAGCUAGAAAACCAUACGAUGUACGUGAUGUUAUCGAACAAUACAGUCAAGGUCAUUUAAAUAUGAUGGUUCGAAUAAAGGAAUUGCAAAGAAGGUUAGAUCAAACUCUCGGAAAGCCAGGAAGCUACCUGGCAGGAAUUGACCGAUCAGGCAAUGUUAAGCCUAUGACAAUUGGUGCUCGUUUGUAUAGGCUAGAACAGCAGCUAUCCAUUAUGGACAAGAAGCUGGAUCAGUUGGUGUACCUUUUAAACGUCCAGACGCACAGACAACAGUUUCCGGCCUUAGAAGAACAAGUUUAA